This is a messenger RNA of Leptopilina boulardi, 999 nucleotides long. RefSeq names its product ATP-dependent Clp protease proteolytic subunit (gene ClpP). The record is from RefSeq and is a predicted model, not a curated record. The transcript has 4 exons. Gene Ontology annotation, cellular component: endopeptidase Clp complex. NCBI's taxonomy places the organism in Eukaryota, Metazoa, Arthropoda, Insecta, Hymenoptera, Figitidae. Bases 117 to 848 code for a protein of 243 amino acids. Gene Ontology annotation, biological process: protein quality control for misfolded or incompletely synthesized proteins. Gene Ontology annotation, molecular function: serine-type endopeptidase activity; ATPase binding; ATP-dependent peptidase activity.
UGGGAUCAAUGACCUAACCUAACUAACCUAACCUAUUUUUGUUUUUUUGACAUCAACAAAUUGAUAUAUAGUGAAAUAAAUCAAAAUAUAAGUGAAUUUUUAUUUUUAUUGACAAUAUGUUACCAGUAAGGACUUUAAAAAAAGUUUCUAAUUUAAUAAAACUUAAUAAUGUACAAAAAGUAUAUGCAAGGAAUCUUAUACCAAUGGUUGUUGAACAAACAGGACGUGGAGAACGUGCUUAUGAUAUUUAUUCCCGUCUCCUGAAGGAAAGAAUAAUAUGUCUCAUGGGACCGAUUACAGACGAUUUGUCAUCAUUAGUUAUUGCUCAAUUACUAUUUCUUCAAUCGGACAGUACUAAAAAGCCAAUUCAUAUGUAUAUUAAUUCACCUGGUGGUGCAGUAACUGCUGGACUUGGAAUUUACGAUACAAUGCAAUAUGUUCUUCCUCCUGUGGCAACAUGGUGUGUUGGUCAAGCAUGUUCAAUGGCAAGUUUACUUUUAGCUGCUGGUACUCCUGGUAUGAGACAUGCACUUCCAAAUGCAAGAAUAAUGAUACAUCAACCAUCAGGAGGCUUUCGAGGACAAGCAACAGACAUUCAAAUUCAAGCCGAGGAAAUAAUUAAAUUAAAAGGCGUACUCAAUGGAAUUUACGCGAGACACACUGGUCUUGAUAUAAUUACAAUUCAAAAUAGUAUGGAGCGAGAUAAAUAUAUGUCACCAGCAGAGGCCAAAGAAUUCGGUUUAAUCGAUGAUAUUUUAAAACAUCCACUUCCGGAAACAGGAAGUCCUCUUCCAGAACAAACAUCAAAUUCGCCAGUCUUGGAAAAAUCGGCAGCAAAUACCACGUAACUAUAUCAACAUACUCUAGGAAAGAUUCUAUUUAUAUAAAUAAAUAUGUAUAUUAUAUUUACAAAAAAAGGAAGAAAUUGUUCGUGAUAUAUUGUAAAUUUUUUUUUUUUUAUUAAUAAUAUUGAAAAUAAACAUCGUUAUAUAAAAUGAA